Dicentrarchus labrax (European seabass) is the source of this 2352-nucleotide messenger RNA. RefSeq names its product nucleoporin 62 like (gene nup62l). The transcript has 2 exons. Gene Ontology annotation, biological process: protein import into nucleus; RNA export from nucleus. Gene Ontology annotation, cellular component: nuclear pore; nuclear pore central transport channel. Lineage: Eukaryota; Metazoa; Chordata; Actinopteri; Moronidae. Bases 310 to 2049 code for a protein of 579 amino acids. Gene Ontology annotation, molecular function: phospholipid binding; structural constituent of nuclear pore. The record is from RefSeq and is a predicted model, not a curated record.
UGCCGUCACUUCCUGUAGUCGACCACAGAGAUGCCUGCGUGAGGACGUGAAAGCAGCGGGCCACGUUUCGUUGAAGGAUGUGUUGUUAGUUUUCGGUCGCCGUCUGGGUCGAGGUAACGUUAACAAACCUGUGAUAGACGUUAUAAACCGAUAAGUUCUCCAAAGCGAUCGCAGGAGAGAGACUCGUUUCCUCGGUAACGGCAGUUGAACCGACCCGUUCUCGGGACCCGCCAAAAACCACGCAGAGGUUUCUGCGAGGAAGUGACCAUUUUGUCCGCGAGCUGUUUCCAGUAACGUUUUUUAUUUAAAAUGAGCGGCGGAUUUAACUUCGGGCAGGCCUCCACGGGUUUCUCUUUCGGAGCUCAGAAGGCCACAGCCGCAGUCACCGGCACCGGCACCGGCACCGCGACCGGCUUUGGGAUGCAAAGUUCAACACCUGCAGCUUCCGGAGGGGGCUUCUCCUUCGGCACUGCCCCUCAGGCCGCCCCCAACCCAGCCGGCUCCUUCAGCUUUGGCACCCCAGCAAAGAGCACAGCAGCCGGCGGGGGCUUCUCCUUCGGGACCCCGGCCGCCGCCACCACCGCAUUUGGCAUGGGCACGGCUCCUCAGACCACAGCAGCAACAGCAGGGCUGGCUUUAGGCCCCCCAGCAGCUCCAGGUGCGGGGUCAGGGUUCGGUCUCAUGGGUAUGUCUGCACAGACCACCGCUGCUGCCCCUGGAGGUGGGGGAUUCUCCUUUGGGACUGUGCCUCAAACUCAACCCCAACCAGCAGCAGCACCACCACCAGCCGCAACAGCAGCAGCAACAUCUGCAGCAACAGCAGCAGCGGCAGCUGCAGCAGCAUCAACAGGAUCAGGUCUCUCCUUCGGAGGGUUCAGCUUUGGGUCAACUAAAGUCCAGGUGACCACUGCUGCCCCCCCUGCUGCUGCUGCUGCUGCCCCAGGAGGGGGCUUCAGCUUUGGCACCAGUGCUCCCUCCAACCUCACCUUGGGCAGCCAGCCCCAGCCAGCCUCCACCAUUGCUGCCACAGCAGGUCAGGGAGGAGGAUUUUCCUUCGGGAUUAAACCCUCAUCAACCCCGGCUCCUCCUGCAUCCACCCAAGCAGCCCCAGCUUCAGGCCCGUCUCUCUUCGCUUCACCCAUCGUUUCAGCUACUGCUCCCACUACUGCCCCUGCAACAGGUACAGGCUUUACUCUGGGUGCAGCUUUAACUGCGAGCACCAUCGCUGCAACAACCACAGCAGCUGCUGGAGGUCCGUCCUUUAUGCUCAAACCCCUGGGGGCAGCUACCACCACCUCUGCCCCUGCCCCUGCCGCCGCUGCCACAACUGCAGCUGCCACAACAGGCAUUGCUACAGGCAUCGCUACCGGCUUCACCCUGGGGCUCAGACCUGCAUCCAGUGCAGGUACCACGGCAACUGCUACAGCCACAACAAUCACUGCAACCGCUGCUCCUCCAGUGAUGACCUACGCCCAGCUGGAGGGUCUCAUUAACAAGUGGAGUCUUGAGCUUGAGGACCAGGAGAGACAUUUCUUACAGCAGGCGACUCAGGUGAACGCCUGGGACCGCAUGCUGGUGGAGAAUGGCGAGAAGAUCACGUGCCUGCACAAGGAGAUGGAGAAGGUGAAGCUGGACCAGAGGAGGCUAAACCAGGAGCUGGAUUUCAUCCUGUCCCAACAGAAGGAGCUGGAGGACUUGCUCUGCCCGCUUGAGGAGUCUGUGAAAGAGCAAAGUGGAACCAUCUACAUGCAGAACGCCGACGAGGAACGCGAGAGAACGUACAAGCUCGCUGAGAACGUGGACGCGCAGCUGAAGAGGAUGUCACAGGACCUGAAGGAGAUCAUCGAGCACCUGAACACGUCCAGCGGCCCAGCAGAUACCAGUGACCCGCUUCAGCAGAUCUGUAAAAUCCUCAACACCCACAUGGAUUCACUUCAGUGGAUCGAUCAGAACUCGGUUCUUCUGCAGAGGAGAGUCGAGGAAGUGUCCAAAUUGUGUGACAACCAGCGCAAAGAGCAGGAGAAAACCUUUCGCUUAACGUUUGACUGAUUGACUGAUCUGGAAUAAAUAACACUCCCAUGUAUAUUCACAUAAUGCUAACUUUGGAUUUAGGGUUUUUUGGUUCCAGUAGUCAGAAGGCGGGACGUCUGUGAAACGCUCCAGAUGUUUUGGAUACAUUCAUCACAACUCCUGUUGAGUUGCCCCCCCCCCCCAGCUGUUAGGGUUUCAUAAAGAGUGAUAUUUUCAAUUUAAUGGCUUUUAUAUAGAGUAGAGAAUGAAUGGUGAUCUGUUCCCAUGUAAAUCCUUUGCUUGUUCUAUAAUAGUAUGAUUAAAUAAAUCUCUUGAGUAAGA